Messenger RNA from Odontomachus brunneus, 8491 nucleotides. RefSeq names its product connectin-like (gene Con). NCBI's taxonomy places the organism in Eukaryota, Metazoa, Arthropoda, Insecta, Hymenoptera, Formicidae. Gene Ontology annotation, molecular function: protein binding. Gene Ontology annotation, cellular component: plasma membrane. The coding region runs from base 1383 to 2969 and encodes 528 amino acids. The record is from RefSeq and is a predicted model, not a curated record. The transcript is spliced from 10 exons.
GCCGGCUGGACGGACGUGGUACGCGGCGCUCGGUUAUUCGUGUUAUUACGCCGGCACGUAAAUACGCCGACGUAUUCUCGUAGAUCCGCGUUACACAUCUUCGUGCAAGUGACUAGUUCGCUGCGAGACGCAGACCCUCGGUAUGUCGAACAUUAUUAUCUUGUUGUCGUUCUCUGUUUCUUUUACACAUUUCGCGCUUACCCUGUCUCUUACGCGAGCUUCAGUGUUUCGAGUGUUACUUCAAUUACCGCGAUAAAUCUGUUUCUUUCGGCUGUGCCUUGUUAAUUUGUGAUUUAUUUGAAUCUCUCUUGGCGCUCUCCGCCUUUCGGGACAUUUUGUCACGUGCUUGUGACCGCGGAGUGAAAGAGACAGACUGUGAGGAAAGUGCGGACGUACGCGUUGAGUUGUGUAUUGAUGCGUGAUCAGUGAAUAUUCAAGAAUAUCGGAUUAAAAGCGUUUUUAUGGAUCGCUGUGUAUUUUCGCGUUUUUACGAGGAUCCUAUUUUCUUCCGCGUCCGUUAUUGAGAUACGGCGACGAGUCGGCGCCGCGUCACGAGAGAUGGCGUUGCAAAAUAUUGAGAUACGGCCACGAGUCGGCGCCUCGUCGCGAGAGAUGGCACCACUAUGCCGCGACCAUUUCGGCGGUUUUGUGUUCGAACUUGAACCCGUUGAGAUAGCAACAACGAUAGUUCGAUGUACCACAAUCUCCGGCCGGCAGUCGUGUUGCGAGUCGUCGCGAUUUCAAAGUGUCGUAUGCUCGUCGAAAAUGCGUUGUGAAAGUGCGGGUCGUCACACGCCCGGUUUUCCGGAGUGCGAGCGAUCGAGUUCCCGUCCACGCAUCGACGAUCAGCCUCCGCCUCGCACAAGACGUCGUUUGCUAAGAUGCGAACGAACGCGCAUCGUUUUGGGCUCGCGGUUCGAAUCGCGGUCACGCGGCACGUCGUCUCGCGGUCAAAUCUCGAGGACGAUCCGAGUGCGAUCUGAGUGAUUCUUCGUCGUCAUCAUCGUCAUCAUCAUCGUAGCCGUCGCAGUCAUCUUGGUCUUCGUCGAUCCGGUGAUUCUGCGGACUGUGACUGCGCGUCGCGGACCAUCGCGGGUUCGGCGAGAUUCCUCGCGCUCCUUUGUCGCAGUGUGCAGCUAGACGAUCGGCGAACGAAGUCCGCGGCUAUCCUGGCGGACGUCAACGACCUUUCGAUUGGAUGCAGUUAAUUGAUCGAGACGGCCAGCGGAACGAAACCUCUCUCUCCCCUCUUUGUCGUUCUCUCGUGGAUAUUGGAUCGCGCGAAGGAGAGUGAAGCUUAACGGCGCAGCGGACUGAGUCGAGUUACGGGACAGCGAGUUAUUCCAGCGGGACCGUUCGUUCGUCGUAUCGCGAGAGUCAAGAUGCGUCGAUUUCUGCGCCUGCUCGCGCUGCAACUGCUGCUGCUGAUGAUUCUGUUGGCGUGCUGCGACCUGACGAGCUCAACGAGGUCGCGCAAUCGGAAGAAGCUGAAGACGAACCUCUGCCACAUCAAGGACCAAAAGGCGCCGAUAAACUGCAACUGUCUCUACCACGGCAACGUCACCGAGAUCGAUUGCUGGGUGGUGAAGCCGCUGUCGCGCGACGAUCCGUUCUGGGCCCACUUCUCGUCGCAGCACAUGGAGAAACUGUUGCUGAAGCAGCACGAGAACGGCAUCCUCGACUACGUGCCCGCGCAUGUGCUGCACCAGAUGAAGAACUUGCGCGUCUUCGAGCUCUUGUACGUGCAGAUGUCCGAGUUGCCCGAAUACUCCUUCGUCAAUAUCACCGGCCUCUCCGAGCUCCGCGUCACCGACGGCAAGAUCGUGAAGCUGCACGAUUACUCCUUCGUUAACAUGCGCAACCUGACGAUCCUCGAUCUCGGGAGGAACAACAUCAGUGAGAUUACAAGGGAAACGUUCGUAGAACUGCCAGUCCUGCGCACCCUCUAUCUCGAUCGUAAUCUGAUCAGUACGGUGCGUGACAAGGCGUUCAAGCAGCUGACCUCCCUGCAGAAGCUCGUACUGAGCCGCAACAAGAUCAACAACAUCGUCCGCGACUGUUUCCAAGGACUGCGCAAUCUGCAACAUCUCGAUUUGCGUAAUAACGCCUUGACGAUCAUCGGCGACCGCAGCUUCGUGGAUACGCCGGAGCUGCAGGUGCUCGAGCUCGACGACAAUCACAUCAAGAUAAUCGCGGGUCACGCGUUCUCCGGUCUACACAAGCUGCGCAAGCUCUAUCUCAGCGGCAACAGGCUGAUAAAGCUCGAGCCGCAGGUUCUCGAUAGCAUCCCCAGCGUGUCCUUCCUCGACCUGCGGCGUAACUUUCUCGAGACCCUGACCUUCGAGAGCAUCAAACCGAUCGUCUUCAACCUGUACAACGCCAACAGCAGUUUCUACCUGGACGACAACAAGCUGUCCUGCGAUUGCAAACUCAAUUGGACCUGGGGCCUGCGGAACGAGACGGUCAACGUGCGCACGAAGCUCUUGCUGGAAAGGCUCGUUUGCUACUACGAGAUCAACAACGCCACGGAGAAGAUCUACGGCGAAGGCAUAGACAGGAAUCUGGCCCUGGAAAGAAAUCAGCCGCUGGAGAUCGUGCAGAAUCCCGAGGAGAAUAACGGCGACAACUCGAGAUACAAUGACGGCGAGGAGGACGGCAAUCGCGACGAGGAAGACCGCGAGAAUUACGAAGAGGUCGAGCUCGAGAUCCCGCCUCUGCAGAAUGUCAAUGUCAAGGCCGACUGCAACGGCAAGGUGUGCUACGUAAAGCGGCUGUUCGACCUGAAGAUGGAGGAGCUGCCGUGCCCGAAGUCCUCGCGGGAGGACCUGAUGGCAUCCGAGCAGCCGUCCAGCCAUCCCGAGAAGAAUAUUCGCUCCGACCUCUCGAACUGGUUCAGCUCGUCGGCCCAGGCAGUCCGUUCCGUCCUCGCGGCCUCCCUAUUGCCGUUACUGUUUAUCCUCUUCACGUAGAAGCGGCUGCUGUACGUGCGAGCCGAAGAAACGCGGAGGGUAGCCGGCGACCCCGGCCACCUGAUAUCCCCCAGCGCGUCAAUGGGAAGACGUACACGUUAAAACGAAACGGUCGUGUGAGAGAGACGAGUGGACUGUCGUUGGGUGGUUGGCUGCGCGCGUGUGUAUGUGUGUAUGCCUGUGUGUGUAUGUGUGUGUGUGUGUGUGGGUGCGUGCACUUAAAUAGCGAAACCGACCGGACAAAUCGACUCGACGUACUUUGGAGGCACUCCGAAGCGCCGCGCGGCAUGCGCGUAUAAAUCCCUUCCCGCUCUCCUCGCAGACCUUACCCUGCCUGCCACGAAGGGGAGAAAUUACUUUCGCCGCGGGAGUCGUAAGCAGCACGAUUUUUAGGCCCGUUGGACGUUUUCCAGGACAUACGUACGGAUAUAUUGCGUCAAUCUCGGGGACACCUCGUCUCGCACGAAAGGACGGCGCGACGAAUAGUAACGGACCUGGAUUCAACGCGAGGAUGUCGCUAUUGACGCGCUCGGUGUGCGAGCUCGGGGACGAGUUAAAGUUAAAUCCGCUUCGAGAGACGCGCGUGAAACCCUUCGUCCUCCUCUUUCCGCUCUCCUCGUCGCGUCUCGUGAUCCGGAUCGCGAGAACCUUUUCUUCCCUUCGCGUCUCCGCUUUUCCCGCCUUGUCACCUAUAUCCACCUGCCUCUUGGCACCUAGCCUCGCGCGCCUUAUCGCGCUUUCCCUUCUGUUUAAUGUCGUAACGAGUUUUACGGCGAUUGAACCGAUUUUACGAGGAUUUCCCGAAUCGACUCGUCGCUGUGUACACGUCCGCCGCCGAUUCGAUCGCGUCAGCAGAUAUCCACCAAGAACGCUGCGGCGUCUACGUGCAAGAUCUUCGCUCUCCUUUCGCGCACGGAGAGAGAGGGAGGGGGAGUGAGGAAGAGGGUAAUUAACUCUCACCGGAGUCUAUUAAACGCUUGAUUGACUUUCCCGAAACUAUCUCACUUCUCCGAAUGGUUUCGCCAUGUAGAAUCAUCUGAAUGUUUCUCUUUGAAGUCUUAACACUCACAGCGCGCCGUGUACAUUCUCGAUUUUCGAGAAGAGAUUUCAAAUUUCCGGGCAAGGUGAGUGCUCAAAGUUGUCAUAAGCUUUUAGCUCCAUUUUGCGGAUCUUCUUAUUCCUCCCAAAAUUUCCGAAAAGGGGGAAGAAAACGGAAAAGGAGGGCGGGGGCGAUGCGCGUCUCUUCCACGGAGAAUUAAAAUUAAAUUAAAAUCAAAGUUAUUACCCCGCGAUGUGCCGUAGACGAAGUUUGGCGUCCCAAGUUCAAGUCCCACACAUAGACCCACUUCUGAACAACGUCCAAUGAAUAAAUUAUCAUCGGUGAUGAGCGGAAGUAGCUUCGUCUACGCUUCUAAUAAACCGCUCUUCGUUCCUUUGCCCCUUGCCAGUCCUGAACAUUGCCGUGUUGCUCAUUUCUUUCGCACCUUUGCCGUCGCUUUUAUGGCGUAUCCAUCGUUCCCGCCGCCGCCGCGUUAAGUCGCUUUGGUUAUCGUCACGAGCGCCAAUUAUACGUCAGACAAUCGUGAGUAGAAUUUUGUGUAUGCUGAGAAAAAAAAAAUAUAUAUAUAUAUAUAUAUUAUACACAUAUAAAUAUAUAAGUCGACGACGGGUCUUUCACGCCGACUUAAUUCGAUCCGCGGGAAGAGCAGAAGAAAAUAGGCGAAUCCUGUGGGUCUUUUCUGGAAUCGCGUCAGAGUCCGGUCGUGGGUCGUACGUACUUGCGGUAAACGCGGGUCGGGCUUCCCCUAGACCGCAUUUACCGCAACGUCGCCAGUGUGGCCUAUGUGAACCUGGCACCGACUUUUAAGAACCUUUUCUCGCAAAAAUUAGCAUUUUGUUUAUAGUUGUUUGUAGUAAAAAUCAUUUUGUUUGUAGUUCCAUCCAUUAAGUAAUACAGAAAUUUUGAAGAAUGACUCGAAUCCAACUUUAAGAUAUCACAAAUGUACUUGCGCAGUUUUAUUUAGAAUCGUUUGUAGUUGUUUGUAGCGCUCUUCGCUUCGUUUAUAGUUGAACUAUUUAGAAGUUAUGUCAAUUUAAAUUCUCUAUCUCCUUAAAUGGACCUUUGAAGCCCGUAAACCAGUCGAGAUACAUUUUCUUUUUUAUGCAAUUUAAAGAAUUGUCAAAUAUAAUCACGGAUCGCGACUUGGAACCUUUGUUGCUGUGCCAACACUUGCAACAAUUAGAUCUAUUGGGUGCUCGAUCUUUAACGCUAGAUAUAUGUUACGGUUUCUUAUUGUGUUGCUCUAAACUGGAGAUGAUCGAUUUGAGUUUCUGCGAAAGUAUCGUUGAUAAAUACAUAAUUUUGAAAAUCGCAUCAGAGCAAAGUUGAAGUUACGUGUUUUGUAAUUCUUUAAAUUCACAUAACUUCUCAACAGUUCGACUACAAACGAAACGGAAAGCACUACAGACAGCUACAAACGACUCCAAACAAGACUUGUGGAGUCAUUUUUUUAAAUUCCCGUAAUUUUAGAUGGAACUACAAGCGAAAUUAUUGUUACUGCAAACAACUGCAAAAGGAACGCCAACUUUCUGUAUAGAAAAAUCAAGCUCUCAAAGUCGGCUGCCAGGUUCACACAGGUGUCACACACAUUGUGUCUCCGCACAACACGCGCGCGUACUUGCUUCACGUGCGCGUCGCUGCGUGUGGUACGUGCGUGUAUGACUGGGUGUGGUAUGUGUGUGGCCUGUCUGUGGGUGCACGUGUAUGCCUGUGUGGGCGCGUGUCUGUUGUAUAAGGAUAUAUACCAAAUACCGCGCACUGCCGUUUCUCGUUAGGUACAUUCGCUUGCGUAAUUAGGUGCCAUUUAGACGAUAUAGUCCGUCGCAUCUCUACACUCGUCUCGAGCCGGCCGAUGAUCAUUCACCAACACUGCUGUCAUGCCGGUAGUUUCUGGGCGAGACCGCGGAACACACCCCCGGGGGGACCCCAUCUUUUCACUCAAGGAUCUCUCUUCAGAGGAUCUCUCUCUCUUUUUCUUUCUCCCCCCUCUCUCUCUCUCUCUCGAGGGGUGAGAGGGAAGAACCGCGAAAAAGAACGCUCCUCUGAGUGUUUCGCCGGUGGCGAUUGAAGUAAAUCGAGAUGUGUAUUGGAUAUCGACGAGCGCGUUGAAUAUGCAACAACAGCGAUCUCUGUUCUCUCUCGCGCGAGCCCCGGGGAUCGCCUUGCCCGAGACUUCUUCUAUUAUCCUUCGGUCCCUCGCGACUCUUCAUCCCGCGGGUUUAUUACCCGUGAGAGAACACCAAAAAAUGCGUCGCGCACUGCCGUAUCUCUCCGCACGAGAGCACUUCGCUUCGGUAACCGGCGCUUGGCAUCUCACGCGAGUCAGCCAAGUCAGUCAGACGAUGACGCCUGGGAACCGGCGCGAUCGUUACUCUCCAAAUUUCUCGGGAGGAAAUUUCCCUGAAUCGAUAAUGUUGCAAAUACCGGCGCUCAGAAUCGCAGGGAUGAAUGUUUUACGACUCCAAGUGGUCGAGUGAAUUUUUAAUGCCGAAUUCAAUUGGACUGAAUUGGUGCCAAUCACGGCGAAACGUGUCACAGACAGAUUCUCUUCAAUUUUGAACAAUAAGUAAUAAAAUAUUUUACCAUUAUUACUAUUAUGAAGUAAUAAAUGAAGAUUUCAUUUACGUAAGGGGAAAGAAUUUUGAGUGAAAAGUUUCGCUCACAAUUAGGGCGAAUUUGUUCCAAUAACAGUGCAGCAUUCCCUUCAGUUUUAAAGAAUAGACAGUACGUAAUAAAGUAUUUCGUUAUUACUCUUAUUACUCUUAUUGAAUAACAGGUGAUAGUGAAGAAUUCAAAGAGGGGAAAGAAUUUCGGAUGAAAGCAUUCGCUCGACGAUUCAGAGGGAAGGAAUUCUCACUCUUUGCGAGUAAAAAGUCACUCGACCUCGAGCGGGCUCGUUGUCGCUCUACUUUUUGAGCGGAAUUUCACUCGGAGAAAUAUUCAGAGUGAAAAUAUCGGGACUUGACACAUGGAAUCUUUAGGCUCGAACGCUAUUUAAAUUUCGAACAAUCUCAGAUCUCUCGAGUUCGAGUCUCAAACCGUUCGGGUCUUUCAAGUCCGAGACGUUGUAUCUCGGAGCGAUUGGAGGCCGUGGAUAUCAUCAGGAGAUAUCUGAGGACUAAUGCAUAUACAAUACACACACACAAACGCGCGCGGGCGUACACACGCACACACAUACAUCGGGAAGAUAAGAACAAUCGACGCGACGCUGCAGCGUAUCCGCAAUUCGCCGAGAUUACGCCUAACGCCCUCGCGAUCGGCCAGUCUCAUGCGAGACGCGGAUCUCUCUGGAGUUGACGAAGUAAACAUCCUCGAUCUCCUCGGGCGCCGGAAAUCCUUCAUCCUCGGCCGAGCGCGACACGGCACGCCAGUAAAAUCCUCGACCUGCUGGCUGGCUGCUUGCUCGCAGCAGCGCGCAGUCGGACUCCUUGAUUCUUCCCGAGGGGGAUAAAACGAGGGUGAGUUUGUCUGAAAUUUCUCCGACGAGCAGAAUAAACAUGCCCUCUCUCGCGUGAGACGACCGACCGAGCGAACGAGCAAGCGAGAGGCGGACGUGACGUCGCGUGUUGACUUCACCUUCCUCCCCACUCUCCCCCUCGUCGUCGCCUUUUAACCCUCCGCUGCCCGAUUCGCCGGUGAUCUCGAGGACAUUCGACGUGCGUACGAAUCGAAUGAAGUAAACAAAACGCGUCGCAGAGAGUUUCUCCCCCGUCCCUUUCUCCGCCGCAUUAUGAUACCGUGAGAUCGCGGAGAAAAAGAAAGAAGAGGGAGGAACACGACAGGAGGGAAGGUUCGCGUAUUGUUACUCGGAGAGAGGUCGACGGGCGAAGAAAGAGUCACGGGCGGAAAACCAAACGGCGCGGCGAACCGAAAGCUACACGGGCGUAUCGGUGCAGCAGCGUCAGGACUUUCUGCAUUGAAUAAAGAAUACCAAGGAGCAUUUUGCGAUAUAUCGUGGGUAAUCGAUUGUGUUGCAUUAGUUCAGUUUGAUAACGUGAACUACGUCAUAAGUGACGUUACCGGAAACACAGUCUGACGGUAUAUACUUUAGAGUCGUCCUACAUUAGUUGCAAGUCUCAAGUUUGCAAGAAAAUUGACCAAUCACAGUCAAUUCUUCGAUCGUAAGAAGAACAAUCGACUGUAAAUUUUUUAUUUAAACGAUCGAUUAGUAAAUUUUCUUACGAUCUUGCGAUUUGCAACUAAUGUAGAACCGGCCUUAAACAUCUUGGAAUAUAGCAAAGGAAUAUCAAUUUUAAAAGAAUAAUAGAAAAAUUGUAUCUUGCUCAUAUUAGUGAGGGAAAUAAAAUUAGUCACUUGUAAUAAUUUUCUCUUCAAUACGUUCAAUAAAUUUCUCUUCAACUCUUCUAUGCACCUUUGUCUAUUCGAUUAAUUGACAAUAUUAAUCUAGAGAUAAUAUAGAUAUAUAUAUAUAUAUAUAUAUAUAUAUAUAUAUAUAUAUAUA